This is a messenger RNA of Pogoniulus pusillus (Red-fronted tinkerbird), 3329 nucleotides long. RefSeq names its product ventricular zone expressed PH domain containing 1 (gene VEPH1). Gene Ontology annotation, biological process: regulation of signal transduction. NCBI's taxonomy places the organism in Eukaryota, Metazoa, Chordata, Aves, Piciformes, Lybiidae. The coding region runs from base 763 to 3246 and encodes 827 amino acids. The transcript has 17 exons. Gene Ontology annotation, molecular function: phosphatidylinositol-5-phosphate binding. The record is from RefSeq and is a predicted model, not a curated record. Gene Ontology annotation, cellular component: plasma membrane.
AUGGUGAGACUUUAUAGCCUGCCUCUAACCCUGUUCCCUGGGUUGUGGGGUGCUGAGGUUUGGAAGAGACUUCUAGAGAUUGAGUCCAACCCUGCUGCAAAUCAAGUCUGUUUGGAAUGGGCUUUGGAGCUGUGUGGUAGCCUCAUGGCUGACUCCUGGCUCUGGUGCAACCCCUGCUGCACACCAGAGGUUUCUCUUCGGAGAGGUCUGAAUUACUAAGCGGGAGAGCCCAUUCGCUGCGACGCGUUGCGCCCGUGCAUACAUUACCGCCCGGAAAGGAGUCUGGAGCGGCAGAGGCAGACGGGGAAUGAUGGAAGAGGCAUCCCCAGCAGUUGACACCAGCCAGGCUAUGAAGAGUGGCAAUGUGGCUGCAAGGUUCCUGCAGUCACCUGACGGAGCCAUUGGUAACUUCUAGGCUGCUUUUAGCCUGCAUUCCUCAGAUGCCUUCCUCCUGGCACAACUGCUAACAGCUUCAGGUUCACUGCUUGCCACCCCAUUCCCAGCUUUCUGCUUGCUGGGCCCUUGGAUGCUGCCAGAGGUAGCAGGAAAAGCAGAGUCAAGGAUUCAGGCUUUGCUCCUGAGAGCAAACUCUGCACCAGCUCCCAGGAUGUCGCUGGGGAACCCUGAGCAGAUUGGGGCCGAGGAAGCCUUGAAGCAUGCCUCAGAUUCCUUCUUCACCUCAAACUGAUCAGUGGCCCCCAGGACCAUUUCCCCUCUGUCCACACCUGACCCACCCACGCCCAUGGUGAGGUGGAGGCAGCCAUGCAUCACCUCUUUGGGCUGGUCUUGGCACAGAAGGAUCUCUCUCGUGCAGGGGAUCUGUUCUCCCUGGAGGAUGCUGAAAUCGAAGGAAGCCUCUCGGAAGCUCUGGAGCAGAUACAAAUCAUCAGCUCAGCUGCAGACUACCAGACCAACGACAACGACCAGGCUGUGGUGGAGAUCUGCAUCACUCGCAUCACCACAGCCAUCAGGGAGACAGCAUCCAUCGAGAGGCACGGGAAGGCCCUGGUGGCUCUCUGGGAGUCCUGCCUGGAGCACAACCUGAAGCCAUCUGGAAAAGAUGAGGACACACCACAUGCAAAAAUUGCUUCUGACAUCACAAGCUGCAUCUUGCAGAACUACAACCGCCCCCCAGUGAUGGCUUUGGCUGUUCCAGUGGCAGUGAAGUUCCUUCAGAGGGGCAAUAAGGAGCUGUGCAGGAACAUGUCGAGUUACCUCUCCCUGGCUGCCAUUGCCAAGGCAGAUCUGCUGGCUGAGCACACAGACAGCAUCGUCAAGAGUGUCCUUCGAGGCAACUCUCUGCUGCUGCGGGUCCUGCCUGCUCUCUACGAGCAGCGACCGCAGCUGAUCAACCUCCAUCUGAGGGAGCUGGUGACACUGAUGGCCCAGCUGGACCAGGCUGAACAGCAUCACCUCCUCAGGCUCUUCCAGACCGUAGCUAGGAACAAAGGAGUGGGGGUGCUGAAAGAGUGCAUCCCAUGUCUCCUUGGGCACCUGAGAGACCCAGACCACUGUGACCUCAUCCUGAGCAUACUUCUAGAAAUAUCCAGCUAUGAACCAGCAGCUUUGGCCUCUUUUCUUCCUAUGCUGGAAGAAAUUGGGGAGAGCUUCCCAAGCCUGAUUGGGCAAACAGCGAAGAUCUUUGGAGCUGUUGGACACAUUGAUGAGGAGCGAGCCAGGAGGUGCCUGCUCUACCUGGUGAACCAGCUGGCCAACAUGGAGCACUCCUUCCACCACCUGCUGCUGCUGGAGAUCAAGAGCCUCACUGACUCCUUCUGCAGCAUCCUGGGCACCCAGAGCAGAGACAUCUACCGCAUGAGCAACAGCUUCACUGCCAUAGCCAAGCUGCUGCUGCGCCAGCUGGAGCAUGGCAGUGCUGCUGCAGCCAGGAUGGAAAAGGAGGCUGAUACAGAAGCUGUUGUGCCCCUGGAUGGCUUCAGAGCUGCUGUGGAUGAAAGUGAAGAAGAUGAGAAGCUGCAAGUCAAGAGGCAGGCAUUUGAGGAGAAGCUGACUGUGGACAGCAGCACUCCUGGCUCAGUGAGGAGAUACAGCCUAGGGCAGGUCUCCAAGGAAGAGAGGAAGGACCUGAGGUUCAACAGGUCCAAGAGCCUGGCCCUGCACUGGCUGCGCACCAAGGCGCUGAGCUCCGAGAGCAGCCAGGAGCUGCCUGCUGGGCUCUCCUUCCCUGACAUCUACCUCGCCCAGGGAGGUGACAAAGGGCCUCUGGGGCUUGAUUCUGAAGCCAUGCAGCUGGCAAAUGCUUUGGUCUCACACCAUGGCAGCUGCCAGCCAGAAGCAGGCGACUUGGAUGAACCUCCUCCAGAAGAGGCCCUGGGAGGGAAGCAGGAGGCAGUGAGGAGCUCUGCGGAGCACCAGGACAAGCUCUACCUGCACUUGAAGGAGAACCUGGGCAGAGUGAAAGCCUAUGUGAUGGAGCUGGGGAGGAGAAUCCCCAUCCCUGAGCAGUGUCUCAUAGAAGACACUGGCAGGAGCUGUGUGGCCAGGCUGUCCUUCAGCUGUCCCCUGAAGGGCCACUACUGCCUGUACAGCAAAUCCACCUUCACCCUGCUCAGCCAGCAGCCUCCCCUCUGGAUCCACAUCAUGUUCCUCUUCCAGCAGAGCCUGCUUGCAGAGCCUCUGUCCACGCAGAGUGGCUCUGUCCAGGUCCUUAAGGCCCUGUGGGAGAAGACACAGCUGAAGGGGACUCAGAGUUUUGAAGCUGCCAUGAUCCAGUCCACGUUUCCACACCAGAAGGACCUGGACCACCUGCAGAUGCACCUGGAGGAGCUGAGGUUCUUUGAUUUGUUUGGCUACAGCGAGGCAGCAGGGACCUGGCAGUGCUUCAUGUGCAACAACCCAGAGAAGGCAACAGUGCUCAACCAGGAGGGGCAGCCCCUGAUGGAAGGCAAGCUGAAGGAGAAGCAGGUCCGCUGGAGGUUCAUCAAGCGCUGGAGGACUCGCUACUUCACCCUGGCUGGCAACCAGCUGCUCUUCAGGAGAGGCAAAUCUAAGGACGACCCCGACGAGUGCCCCCUGGAGCUCAGCAAGGUGCAGAGCGUCAGAGUGGUGGCGAAGAAGCGCCGGGACCGCAGCCUGCCGCGGGCCUUCGAGAUCUUCACCGACAGCAGGAGCUACGUGCUCAAGGCCAAGGACCAGAGGGAUGCCCAGGAGUGGCUGCAGUGCCUCAACGUGGCUGUGGCACAGGCCAGGGAGCGCCAGAGCCGAGAGGCCACCACCUACCUGUAGAGCUGCUGCCACCUCCAUGGCUGUGCCAGCAAACCAACCCUGGGUGCAGAGCAUCUCUGUAGUGCUGCUGGCACCUCCUUGGC